ACAGCCUGGAAAACACACAACAACCCUUUAUUUAUCUCCAUGAGUACAUUCCUUGCUACUGAGUUAUUAGCAAGGUGUUUUGGGGCAUCUUCCACACAAUGUGGUGUUUAUUCCCUGUCAAAUCCUGCUUAUCAGUGAGUUGUGCCAUUUUAAGGGCAUUCAUGCAAGCAGGGAAAACAUGAUUCAUUAAUACUUCUGCCAGGUGGUUGGUUUUGGGAACAGUAGUCAAAAAGUAUAUUUUCUAAUCUGUCAUGGUGUAAGCAUGCAUGAACCGUUAUGGGAAAUGACAUGAAGGAGGGGAAUAUUCCCAUGAGGUUUUUAGAAAGUUUUAAGUAUUCAGAUCUUUCACAUACAAUUCGUAUAAGCCUGCCCAUAAAUAAUGUGAAAUAUCUCAGCAUUAUUUAUAAGAAUUCUGUCAGGAGAAUGUACUAUACUGCAUGAUACUCAUGUUGAAGCAUGUAAGAAAAGCCUGACCACGACAAAAACCUGUUUUUAGCACUACUCAUCCAAAUGCCUAUGGAAAACCAACAAGUAUUAUGUCAAAUACAGCCUGUCCCUAAGUUGCGAACAAGUUAGGUUCUGUGUAGAUUUGUUUCUAAGUUGAAUUUGCAUAGGGAAGGAUCAACACCCCUGUGUUGUUUGUUUUGUGUAUGUUCCCCUGUUCAGAAGAUUUCACCUCACUUUCUGCCCCUGUGAGAAUUGGAUUUUGAAAAAUGUGUCUUGUUGUGAAGACAAGGAUUGAUGAUAAACUUCAGCUGAGAAAACUUUUCCCCAUGAUAAUAACUCUUUCAGUAGUGAAUUUCCCUUCCUAGGGGUAGUUUUCUAUCACUUCGUGUUGUCUCACCCAUUCUUAUGAGUUGUUUGCAAAUUGGAUGUUUGUAACUCAGGGACUGCCUAUAGUGACAAAGUGAAAGGGGAACAAAGGAAUCUUGCUGAAGGCCACUCUUAGGUUCUUUGCUGAGGCAAGAUUACAGCUCAUUCUCCUACAAUUCUCAGUGAAACAAGCACACUUACAUUCAUGUGUUUCUGAAGCACCUGUGUGUCGGCAUCCUUGUCACUAUUGUAGCUAAAUUUAAACAGAAAUGGCAAAAAUUAUUUUGUACUAAAGCCUCCCAAGACCUCACUUUAAUUUGAAAGCAAGGCAUAUUAUCUCUUGUGUACCUUUAUUUUAUUUUUAUUUUUUAAAGGAUCUCUUAAAACCUUUUAAAAUUUCUCACUUUGUUUUAAAGGGAAAUCACAGUGUAGUUUGUAGGCGUGGCAAGCUCAUCAGGACAAUGGGAUAGCUUUCCAUCUCUUUUUAGUACAAAGGGUCUUCACCUGUGUUCUGGGGAGACACAAUGACCUCACAAAGUGUUCAUGAAGGCUUGAAGAAACAUUGCGAGCUUUCUUUUGUUCAUGAAAAUGAACAAAAUCUGGCUACCAGUAUUAAAAAAACUCCAAAAUCAGAACAGUAAAUAAGGAGCAGCACUCUGAAAACAGAAGAAUUCCAGACAGGAAUCAAUCAGGAGCAGCUAAUGACUCUGAACAAAGGAUUCCCCCAGGCCAGGAUGAGAGGCUGGGAAGGCCACCAACAGACAAGAGUUCCUUCCCCCACCCAGAACUUCCACAGAUAUAUAAACCUUCCUUGCUUAGUUUCUCCAUACCUCAUAACCUCUGAGGAUGCCUGCUAUAGAUGUGGGCGAAACGUCAGGAGAGAAAACUUCUGGAACAUGGCCAUACAGCCCGGAAAACAUACAACAACCCUGUGAUCUCGGCCAUGAAAGCCUUUGACAAUACAUUGCGAGCUUUUACAGCUAAAAUAGAAAAAGAAACAAUGUAUGUGUUGUCAAAGGCUUUCAUGGGCGGAAUCAUUGGGUUGCUGUGAGUUUUCCGCACCGUAUGGCCAUAUUCCAGAAGCAUUCUCUCCUGACAUUUCUUUCUCCCACCCUGGAGAUUCCACAGAUAAAUAAACCCCACCUGCCUGGUUUCCAACAGAUCUCACAAACUCUGAGGAUUCCUACCAUAGAUGUGAGCGAAACGUCAGGAGAUAAUGCUUCUGGAGCAUGGCCAUACAGACCGGAAAACUCACGGCAACCCAAACAGUAUCUGAAUGGAAUGAAGAAAGAAAAAGAGAACGAUGGAUGAUCAAUUGAUGGCUCAUAGAGAACAAGUAUCUUUUGCUGGUGAUAGACAUCAUUUUAGGGGUGUGAGAAUCCAUUCUGUUUUCAUUCUGUUUUUGUUUCGAAUUUUGGGUGCUGCCUGUUCUGUUUUGGGAAGAUUCCAGGAGAUUAGGAGGGGGCCAUUUGGAUUCGUAAUUCGGAAUCCUGAGCUCCAUUUCCAUUUUGGGAAGAAUCUUCCUGAAAACAGAACAGGGGGACGGGAUCAGAAAACAGAAUGAAAACAGAAUAGAGUCUGCCGUUUUGCAUACCCCUAAUCUGUACAAAGUUUCAUUACAGUAUCUCAAACCAUUCAUAAGUUGUGAAAAUCACUGUUUGAUAGCAAAAGAAAAGUUGUACUCCGCACUUGAUAUUUUUACAAGUGAUGAGAACAUCUGAGUGAAUGAUGCAUUGCUGAGUUGCUGAGAGAAAACACAUGAUAUUCCUUGAGACUGCACAUACAUCCAGAAACCGCCUUUGUAGUUGUUGUUGUCCAUGUUGUGCCUCCACAUUCUUGGAGCAUCUUCCACUUCCUAUGAUUCUGCUGCUCUGUUGAGGAUGUUCUCAAAAAAUCCAUGUAUAAAACGAGGGCCAUAUUUGAGAGAGUCAGAGUUAGUCCAUGUGAUUCAGUGUUCAGAGAGACUUUGGAAUGAUAACUGGAUCAUUGAAAAUUGAUGGAGUUUCUUCUUUGAUUUCUGUUAAUAAAAGCAUCCUGUUAUUGUUGGGUAAAGUGACUUUUCAAUGUUAUCACAAGUUUUGUAACAAUACAUUUUAGCUGAGCCUCAGGAUGGAUUGCUAUCUGAGUCUGAAACACAAAAGUACUGAUGAGGCAGCAUCCUGUUCAAAGCAAAAUGAAGCUUCUUCCAGCCUUAAAAAGUGCCGCUGUUGAAGCAAGGAAUAUCCGCUGAUUGGUUUCAGAUCCAGAAGACAUGCAACUGCCACAGUGUGUUUUACAUUACAAUGCAUUGCCCAACGAAGCUAUGAAACCAUCAAAAUUACAAAGACUUCCUGAUACUAAAUGUAAAGAAGGCUUACCACUUUAGGUUUAAUGCUUUCUUAAAAGUGUUCCUACUUUCUACUCUAGAGAAGAGUUAACUAAAUAUGCCAGGAUUCAACAGUGAUGCCGAAUAGGGAUGAGUAGCUGUGAUCGGCUGCAGGGCCAGCCCAAGGUAAUUUUCAAGUGUAGGCGAACAGAAACCAAUCACUAAAAAAAUAAAAGUGUUGGGUAAGUGAAAAUGUUGGAUAAUAAGGAGGGAUUAAGGAAAAGCCUAAAUAAAAAACAACACUCUGAAAUCCAGACAGGAAACAAUCAGGACCAGCUAAUACCUCCCAACCAAGGAUGCCCCCAGAGAGGAAGCAGCCAGGCUUUGAAUUUGCAAGGCCAUUAAAUGCUAAUCAAGCUGGCCAAUUGCAACAUUUACACUAGCCUCAAACAGACAAGAGCUCUUUCUCCCACCCUGGACUUUCCACAGAUAUAUAAACCCCACUUACAUAGCUUCCAACAGACCUCACAAUCUCUGAGGAUGCCUGCCAUAGGGUUAAGGUGGGCCUGGCUCCGGAGGUGGGCCUGGCCCUGGGCCAAGCCUCGAAGGCGGUUACAGGCCGAAGGCGGCCACAGGCACCGAAGACAGCCACAGGCCCCGAAGGCAGACCCACGGACAAAGGCAAGCGGGCCCAGGCCAAAGGCGAGAGGAGGUGAAGCCUCAACUGCGCCCCCUAGAGGAUGGCGCCACAGCAAGUGCCUGAUUUGCUCAUGGUUGAACCGCCCCAGAUCGGCUGCCACAUGGUGCUGUUACAUACUGGAAAACAUGACAGCUGGGGCCUUGCCGUUACGAUCAUCCAGUAGAGCUGAAGAAGCCAGUUUGGCUGAAGUAAAAUGGCUAAAAUGGAUCCGUGCAUAAAUGUAGUAGGGACAUUAGGAAAUGAAGGAAAUAGUUAAAAACUGCCACUGUUAGUAAGAAUAAAUGCAGUAGAGGUUUCAUUUGAAGUUUCUUAACUAAUAGCAUAAAUAAGAAAACUGCACAUGAUAACUGAAGAACGUACAUUACCUGGAGCAAAAAACCAUGGUUUCUGCAUUGAUCAAUGUGAAGCCUGCCACAGACCUUUCCUUAAUACUUUAAUGACACAGUUAAGAAGCAAAUUGACAGUUUCUCAGCCAAUACCAAGGAACCGUUAUUAGAAAGAAUGUGCAUGUCCUCCUAUUUCCAAACUUCACACAUUUUCUUGGUUCCAUAGACAAAGAAUAGCCUGAGGACACGUUACUUAUUAUACGAUCUCUGAAGGGUUUUCAGCACAAUUUCUCAGAAUAUUUUCUUGUUCCUGAUGCAAGCAAAAACUGGAUUAGAUAUCUAUUUUCAGUUAAUGUGUUUGAAUUAGAGGGGCUCACAGCAACAUAAGAAGACAAUCAUGGAUGGUGCUUUGAAAUGGCAGUUUAAGGACUACUAGACCAUUCCACAUUUCUGACCUCACUUUCAAGCAGAUUUUCCAAAGCUAUAGAAUAGGGCAAUGAAAGUGCUGUGUUGAGGCCUUUCAUGAUGACAUACAUUUCUCUCAUUUAUCUUAAAAAUAAGUACAAAAAUAAGGGUAGUUGAAAAACAUAGAACUCAGAAUGGAAGUUUUUAAGGCUGAUGUAAAUGAGAUAUAGUACUAGGUUUUUAAUUUAUUCAUUCAGAUUAACAAGCGAUGUUACGGUAUGGUUCAGUAUACAGUCUGGUAUUAUUACUUUACUAUUACUACUAGUACAGUGGACUUUUGGUAUCCACUGGAGUUUGGUUCCAGGACUAACCCAACAUAUCAAAUUCUAUGGAUGCUCAAGUGCCAUUAUGUAUAAUCUUGUAAUAAAAUAGUAUCACUUAUGGUAUAUAAAACAUCAAAAUCAAAAUGUUGCCCUUUGACUUUUUUUCCUGGUAUUUCCAAGCCAUAGCUGGUUGAAUACACGGAUGCCAAAUACAUAGAUAUGGGAACGGAAUAGGGGACAGACAAACAGAUGAGGCAGAGACUAAAUUAUUAUUUUAAAUUCAUAUGAUAUCAUUUCAGUAAAAAUAUUCUAAUAGGAGUGUCAAUCAAUCAAGACUUUAUUACAAUCCAUGAUCAGCACAGAGAGGAGUACAAAUGCUUUGGGAUGGGGGAACACAGUUCUUUAGAGAGACAGUCAUAAAAAAGAUUAGAAAAAGUUUUAAAAAGCAAUACUGUUUAAACACACAGUUAACAUAGCAGGUAUGGGGGGUGGGAGUCUAAUAAGUGGGGUUAAAAAAACUGUGUGAGCACUAGAGGGAGAGGGAGGGGCACAUUGCAAGUCCAGCAACACCCAAGCUGCAACAGGUUGCUUCACCCAUGCUACCAUCAGGGUGUUGCCUUGCGGGGUCAAUCAUCAUCCAUUGAAUUUUGAGUGCUGCAGCACAGAGCCUAGCAACUGUAUAAGUUAUUGUAGUGCUAGAGUCUGAAGAGCAGCAAGGUGGCAUAACAUUUUCCGGUCUGCCCUGGGUAUUUAAGAAGCCAUGGAGUAAUGAGAUUACUUCUAAUGUCUCCAUAGAACAUGCAUUGAAGGAGCACAUGUUUGGUUUUUUUCUGUGUGUCCGGACUCGCAUGGGCAUAAUCUCUUCCUGAAGUGGUUUUUCCAAUACCACCCUUCCAAUACAGCCGAUUGGAGGGCAUGGCAUCUUGCCAGAGUAAAAGCCCUUCGGUGUUUGGGCACAUCCAGGUUUGUUAGGUAUGCCAUGAUUGUGGUGAGGUAUCUAUAAAAGCUAACAAUAAAAGCUGGGGCGGAGGCUAAGUCCGAUUGGUGCUUUAUGUCCAGGAUUCGUUGGUUAAUGAGAUUCUUGGAUUGGCCCCAUCCUAUGUUUGGAAAUUGUCAUUGGGAGAAGCCUAGUGUUGUGAUCUUUACUGCCACUGUUUUAGUCCAUGUGAACUAGAAGUCGUCCCUCAUGGUUAGAGGGGCAAGACAGCGUGGAGAGACGGAUAGACAUAGCCAGUAUUUGAGAAUGCCUGUCCAUACUCUGGUCUGUCUCCAAUCAUAGGAUGGCAUUAGAGACAUAUCUGGAAACCUGUAGAGCUGAUCUUAGGAUUUUUGAUUGAACAUGCAGUAAAUAAAGGUAAAGGUUUUCCCCUGACAUUAAGUACAGUCGUGUCUGACUCCAGGGGUUGGUGCUCAUCUCCAUUUCUAAGCCAAAGAGCCAGCGUUGUCCUAGGUCAUGUGGCUGGCAUGACUGCAUGGAGUGCUGUUACCUUCCCACAGAAGCGGUACCCAUUGAUCUACUCACAUUUGCAUGUUUUCGAACUGCUAGGUUGGCAGAAGCUGGGGCUAACAGCUGGAGCUCACUCCCCUUCCUGGAUCCCAAUUGCCAAUCUUUCGAUCAGCAAGUUCAGCAUCUCAGUGGUUUAACCCUCUACGCCACUGCAGAACAUCCUCUAGUGGGGCAUAAUUUGGAAAGGGGCCGAGCUGGCUCCAUACAGCAUUUGUACCAAAAGUUUACAUCCCGUUGGUAUAAAGUGGCCUCCCUCCAUCUUGAGGUAUCUUAAGAUAGUAGAUGAGCUCUUUUGUGUUGUCUCUGCUGAAUCCUCUGUGUGGGCUUUUCCGCUGUUAGUGCAAUGAGGAGUACUCCCGGGUAUUUAAAACUUGAAGCCUGCUCAAUUUCUGCAUUUAGGAGUGUAUGCAUUGACUUAUUAUUCCCUUCUCUCUCAAUUUGAAGACCCCUUUAACAUAAAUAUUUGAUGCAUUUUAGGUUUUAAAUCUUGAGUUACGUCUUGGUGGUCCAUGGUAUCAAAAGAUUUGUAAAAAAAAAAAAAAAAGGUCUAUUGUCAAUAAAAUGUUAAGAGGUGCUACUUGGCCACUGCAGCCUUAACCUCCAGAGCCACUCUUGUUGCUGCAAUAUGUAAUUUCAUAUGCUAUGCAUUCCUGCUCUGUUACAGCUGUACUAGUUUUCCCAUACAAGGGAGAGAGGCUGUUGUUGCGCAGGGGUCUGCACACGUGUUUCUCCUCCUGUUAAUCAGCUGACUCCAGGCCACUCGGCUCUCCGUGGGGAAACUCGUCUGGAGGGGAUUAAAGCCCCAGCCUCAGCAUCCCUGGAAUCAAGCAGGGAUGAGCCAGGCCGCAGCCGGGUUGUGUUCUUACAAGGGAUAAUAAGAAGUCUUAAUAACCUGCCAAGACGUGCGCUCAAAGGAGAGAGCAAUGCAGAGGUUUCUGAGUGAUGAGCCUCUAUCGAUCCCACUGCUGUUGCUGUGGCUGAUGGGGAUAAAGGGAUGGAUAAGGCCUGCUUUCUGGGAAGCCGCCCACUGCCCUCCGACAGGAGGCUUGGCUUUAGGGAAUUUGGCUUCCGUAUGCCUCAAUCCCAGCCACCUGCAAGCUAUUUAGUUAUCCUACAGGUGUGGGUGGGGGAGUAUGGACUUCAGACCUUCCUGUCUGGUACUAUAGUUUCUUUGCCUUUUUAGGCCUUGAGCCCCUUCUUGUCCAAUUAUGACUUUCCGGGAACAGACCGUGCUGAUUUCCCUGAUGCCAAGUCCACCUCUCAAACCAGUGGAAUCUGUUGUCUAUGUUGAUGGCCAUGUGACCAAGACCCUGAACUAUUUGGAGGUGAAUCCCCCGGGCGUCUUGAAAACUGGACCAUAUGGCACUGCUUUGAAGCCUCACCCGCUCAGCCCUGCUCGGACAUUUUCCAGUGAGCCAUCCAAAGCUAAACUGGAUCCGUAUGGUGGUGCCAUGGCACCAUGGGACUGGAGUAAGAACCAGACAGCAAUGGAGCACUUCAAUCAGCGGGCCAAAAGAAAGCCUUCCAUGAAAGCAGGACGUACCAAGAAGAUCUUUGGCUGGGGGGAUUUCUAUUUCAACAUCAAAACCCUGAAGUUCAGCCUCUUGGUGACAGGCAAGAUUGUGGAUCAUAUUAAUGGCACCUUCAGUGUCUAUUUCCGCCACAACUCCUCCAGUCUGGGCAAUGUCUCAGUAAGCAUUGUGCCACCAACUAAGAUAGUUGAGUUUGAUGUCUUGGUUCCUCCUAUCCAAACCCAACACCUCCACCCUCAGCAGUCCACUUUAGCUGAGCCCAAGGAAUCCAAGACCUUCAACUGCCAUGUGGAGUAUGAGAAGACUAACCGGGCACGCAAGAACAAGCCUUGCCUCUACGACCCCUCCAAGAUCUGCUUCACUGAGCAUACACAGAGCCAUGCUGCCUGGCUGUGUGCCAAACCUUUCAAGGUCAUCUGUAUCUUCAUCUCAUUCUUCAGUAUCGACUACAAGCUAGUCCAGAAGGUCUGUCCAGAUUACAACUUCCAGAAUGAGAAUCCCUAUUUUGGCUGACGAGGGAACAGGGUGCUUUUGAGGGACAGGGAUGUAGGGAGGGGAGGGCUAUUUAAGUAAGUGGUGAUUUUUAUCAGGGUGAGAGUUGGAGGAACAGUGAAAGAAAGAGAGUUUGAUGGACAGUGAAAGAAACAGAAAAGCUCCCUUUCUCUGUUCUUGAUGGGAGGACAGUCACCAGGUCUGACUAGGAACUGGAUGCAAGUCCAUCAGAUAAACAUUCCCCUCCCAGUGACCACUCAAUCUCCGAGGACGAUGGGGAAGUGGAGAUCUAUCUAAGAGAUGACAUUGCUUUCAUGCUCCACCUAUCCCUCUUCUGAUGUCUCUUAGGGGUGUCUCAUGGAAGUUCCCAGCAAUAUGAAGAAGCGGCUUGCUAUGCCUGUCUCUCUUUUGUGCAUAAAAGAACCCUGCUGCUUUGUGGCGCUGUCACAAUGGUUACAUAAUCCUUUCUCCUGAAAUCAUACCUCCCAUUUGGAAUGUAAGGGUGCUGAGUGGCAUCAACCAUGUCUAUCUGUCUGUCUAUCUGUCUGUCUGUCUGUCUCUACCUCCUCAACUCUCCCUGGGAUAAGCCACAAACCAUCAAUCUGACCUGACUGAGGCUGUAGGAAAGGGCAGGAAAAGACCAAGGAGCUGGGGAGUGGAUGAUGACAUGGGGUAAAAAUUGUCCGUCGUAUGAUCAUCCAUAUACAAACAAAAUAGAAACACAAUACAAAAGGGAUAGAUCACAUUAAAUUUGGGGUGGGGGUGGGAUUUGAAUUGAAUGUAGAUAUGGAAGUUGGAGCCACAUAGCAUCAAUUUGAAGAAGACAGAAAGGUUGGAAGCUAUACAAAGGCAUCUGAAUGUAACCAAAAUGGUAGCCUUUUUUUGUGGGCAUGUGAAAAUGGAAAAGUUCCCAGCAGAGGCAUGGGUGAGUGUUAAUAGAAAUCUAAGUAGGUGUGUGUAAGGGCAGCCAAAGAGACUGAAAUUCAACAGAAGCGUGUCAGUAGAAACAAGUAGAUGGAGUGUGUAUGUGUACACAGCAUGGUGCCUCACAAGAACAUGUGCUACGUUUUGUGGCCUUAAUGACACACAUGUGCACAAGUGUUCAUUUGAAUAUAUAAUGAGAAAUGUAUAUGCAUGUUAGCAACAAGUAACAAAAGUGUGUGAGAGUUUUAAUUAGGGCUGGAAGUGUUUAUUGAUCUAUUCAGCCGAUCAAUCAACCAGAGUUAAUCACAGAUAGAAAUUUCUCCUCCUAAUUGAUCAUUGGGGUUUCAAAGAAGAACACGCUGUUGGGUGUCUGGACAGGUGUACUAGCUCCCUUCCUUGCUGCAGAUGGGUUUUGCUUCUAGUUUACAUCCAAAGAGAACCAAUAUUUCUUAUUUCAGGGUGAAACCAUUAGGGUUUUCCUGCCAGCAAUAAGAAUCACAGAGCAACCGUGGCUGACAGUGCUCACUUGAAAAGGACAUCAAUUUGUCUUUUAAAUCUGGAUCUUUUGUGCUACCUAUGGGAUUUGAAGUUGUUCCUUUUUGAAGCCGUGUAGGCUGUGGCGUAUGUCUGUAAUUGGGACUAUUCUGUAUGGAAAAGAAAAUGUAAAAGAUAGCCUUUUUCCUUCUUAACAAUGAGAGGCAGCUUCUAGUUAUUCAAGGAAAAGUGACCUCAUAUUUUAGUGGGAACUCAAGCUUUCCCUUCUGCAACAUAAAAAGCACCUGUAAAUGUUUCCCACAUUUGAGUAUCAAGUACAUACAUAUAGAUUUAAAUAUAAUUGAUCUGCUGAACAAAAGCCAGUUGAUUAAUCAGCAAAACCUCUCUUUUUUUCUUGAAAACCAAUAGACAGUCUAUUUAAUCUGUGCACGUGUUUGCGUGUGAAGAUUUCAUCAAAGAGUAUGGUGACAUUUGGAGUAUGUGUUUUAUCAGGAAUCUGAAUGCAUCAAGGAGUGCCAGUGUGUAAAAAGGUGUGGGUGAACAGGUGAUAUGGUGUUGAUGGGGAAGUCUGCAGGUGACUGAAUGAGUUUGUACAUUGUGUUCAAGGCCUUAUCUUGUUUGACUGCAGGAAAAGAAGACACCACAUUCACUUUACACAAUGUAGUUAUUUUGAAUUCCCGUUGCACUGUGUGAUGUCUCAUACUUGGUUGUUUGCCUUAGAACAGGGGUUUCAAAGUCAUUUUCAUCAAGAGCCAAAUUAGCCUUAUGGUUGCUUUCAAAGGGCCGUUGAAUCCAUGGAUACAUGGGGCCAACUAUAAUUUUUUUAAAUAGGGUUCAGUGCUCUUUAGUUCUAACCCAGUUUGGGUACCUAGAUGUUAUUGAACAGCAACUCCCAUCACUUUUGAUUAUCUGCCAUGUGGAUUGGAGAUAAUGAGAAUUGCAGUCCAAUAGUGCUUGUGGCUCUGAGGUUAAGGAAAAGUUAAAUGACAUUUUAAAGCCAGACAUCAUACCCCCACAAGCCUUGUAUCUAAAUCCAAACCCCAGUCCCCUAACUAAACAGAACAAAUCUCAGCCUUCCAGAGGUUAUAGAGGCCCCUUCCACACAGCUGAAUAAAAUCCCACAUUUUCUGCUUUGAACUGGGAUAUAUGGGAUAUAUAUAUCCACCCUGAGUCCCCUUGGGGAGAUUAGAUGGAAUACAAAUGAAUUAUUAUUAUUAUUAUUAUUAUUAUUAUUAUUAUUAUUAUUAUUAUUAUUAUUAUUAUGGCAGUGAGGACUCAGAUAACCCAGUUCAAAGCAGAUAUUGUGGGUUAUUCUGCCUUGAUAUUUUGAGUUAUAUGGCUGUGUGGAAAAGCCCUGUGUCACAACUCUCAGCAGUUUGAGUUGUGGUGUAUAAUGAUGAAGAAUACAGGCAUUGUAGUCCAGCAUCUGGACUGCUACAUUUCCCAAUCACGUAGAUCUGACACAAGGCGAAACUAGGGGCCCUUCCACACAGCCCUAUAUCUCAGAAUAUCAAGGCAGAAAAUCCCACUAUAUCUGCUUUGAACUGGGUUAUCUGAGUCCACACUCAGAUAAUGUGGGAUUUUCUGCCUUGAUAUUCUGGGAUAUAGGGCUGUGUGGAAGGGCCCAUAGUCUCUUUGCAGUUCCCCAGAUGACUAAAUGGGUGAGGAUUAUUGACUUCAGAUUGUUUAACUGUAAAAGAAAGAAGAUUAUUCUUUCAGUUACUGUUGAAAUUAAAGUGAAGAGUACACAAGACUAGUUUCUUAUGCAGAAGUGUGAGUUUAAUUCAGUUCUGGUAUUCUGAACAAAUUUCUGGGGUUAGAAUUGAUUGAUUCUAAGUAUGCAUCUUUCAUACCAAAUUCAGUGGGUGUUGUUGUUUUUUAAGUAGCUCCUGCAGUCUUGCUGCUUUUGUAUCUCUGGGUGAAAAAGACAUUUGGGCUACUUACAGAUCCAUGAUACAUACAACUUGACUUUUCUUUCAGCUUAUUGACCCUCUUCUGCACUCAUCCUUCUACCUUCUGAGAUAACACAAGUUUUAAAACCAGUUGGGGGCACCCAUAAACCAGGUGUGGAUAUCAAUAGGGAAAGUGAUACUCUUCUCUUUUGAUAAUCAACAAAGAGAGAGAGAACAAAACCAUAAGUACAACAAUAUCACAUGGCUCAGAUUUUCCUAGACUGUUUCAUGUCAAGAAGUAUAAGUGUGGAAUUGUAUGCUUGAAUAUUCUCUAUAUUAAAAUAUAUUCUGCUUCUGUAAUCCAAGCAUAUUAGGGGGAAGUGUCUCUCAACCUGUGGAGGUCCCCAAGUGUUUUGGCCUACAACUCCCAGAAAUUCCAGCCAGUUUACCAGCUUUUAGGAUUUCUGGGAGUUGAAGGCCAAAUCAUCUGGGAAUCCACAGGUUGAGAACCACUAGUCUAGUCUCUGGAAAUGCUAGCUUUCUUAAUUGAAGUUCUGAGUGGUUUUUAGCCUAAAGAAGGCAUGGGCCAUUUUUGUCCCCCACGUGUGUCUAUUUGUUUUUACUCUGAAAAUUCCAUCUGGGGUUAUAGAAGGCAUUUCUAACACAUGUUUAUGUUCUCUUCUAGUGGACAUUCCUGCCACUUUGGAGGCAGCAUAAGCCAAUUUAGACCAAAGAAGAAAUCUGUUUCAAUACAGAAAGUGACUUCUGCUUAUUUUCUGUUCUUAAAAAUGUGGUGACAAUUUCUUCUUGUCACUUAAGAGGAAUUUAAGGGCAAAAGCUAUGUGUGUAUGUUUUGUUUUGUUUUUUUGCAAUGUGACAAAGAUUUGCCCCUUGAGGUCUCCAGAGGAGCUAAUGCAAUCACCCAGAAUCAUAGAAUCAUAGAGUUGGAAGAGACCUCACGGACCAUCCAGUCCAACCCCCUGCCAGGAAGCAGGAAGUCGCAUUUAAAGCACUCCCAACAGAUGGCCAUCCCGUCUCUGCUUAAAAGCCUCCAAAGAGGGAGCCUCCAUCACACUCUGGGGCAGAGAGUUCCACUGCUGAACAGCUCUCACAGUGAGGAAGUUCUUUCUAAUGUUCAGGUGGAAUCUCCUUUCCUGUAGUUUGUAGUCAUUGUUCCACUUCCUAGCCUCCAGGGUAGCAGAAAACAAGCCAAUCUUCUGCAAUUGGCCACCUCUGACCUGGGGGUGGGGGUUCUCUUUUCAAAGGUUAACAGUAAAGCAUUGAGAUCUUCCCUGCAUUCUCAAGUGCGAUCCUGGGAAAGCAGUAUCAUGUGAUAUUUCCAAACAUAUAGAUUAUCUAUUCAGACAUCAAAGAUGAAGUUAUAGAUUGCUUUUCAAAUGUGCAGGUGAGCUCUGCAAAUUUCUUGGAGAUGACAUCCCCGAGAAAGACCAGAAUUUUGCCAUGUACCUUUUUUCAAAAGUAGCUUUGACUUGUUCCAUCUUCACCUACAAAGCCUUUUGCUUCCAAGGGCCAUUCAUGAAAUACAGCAGUGUUGUGCUGGAUUCGCAAAUGGUGAAUUAUGAACACAUAAGCUUAACAGCAGGUGAUGAAUUCAAAAAUAGUAUUGAAUAAUAUACAAGAAGUGACUGAUGUCUCUGAGAGUGUUGGUGAACGAUGUUUAAAAGGAAAAGAUAUUUGUGUUAGAAUGCAUGAGUUGUAGAUCAUGAAUCAAAGGCUCGUCUUGGCUGGAAAGGGAAAGGGAAAUGGACGAAAUCGCUUUGCAUCUGCAUACCAGAGAUAAGUCAUCUCGGCCCGCGUUGUUCCUGAUUUUUCAGGUACCAGUUGUACUGCUGACAUUUGCAUCCUUCACCACAUUGAAGCUAAAGUGGAAGAGUGGGCAACGGAGAGGGUGUGCCUCUCCCACUGUUUGGGCAUGUGUAUGCAUGCCUCUAUACAACUGGAAUCCUGUAUCUGUCCACAUGGUAUGAAUGAAUUCUUGCACAAAGCUGUUGUGCAGGUGUCUGUACAUAAAUAAUUGUGUAAGUGCUUUUGACAGGAUCUGCUGUUAGCAUCUGUAACUGUGCAUGUGUGUAUUAUGUGUUAAGAACUGGUAGGAAUUUGCAACCGUCUGCAUAAAUAAUGCCUGAGCCUAUGAGAACAGAGCAGUGGUCCUCAACCUGGGGUCCCCGGAUGUUUUUGGCCUAUAACUCCCAGAAAUCCCAGCCAGUUUACCAGCUGUUAGGAUUUCUGGGGGUUGAAGGCCAAAAACAUCCGUGGACCCCAGGUUGAGAACCACUGUCCUAGAGACUUAAUAUUUAGGCUAGAAGUUCAUCUUUUUUCCCCUCUUGGAUCAAAAUGGAAGGCAUACAGCACUAAUUUGUUUUCCAACCAACCUUUUUCCCAAGGUGGCUUAUAUUCCCCCAUUACACCUUCACGAUCCUAUGAGGUCAAUCAGGCUGAAAGAAAAUAACCACUCCAAGGUCAUCCAGGGAAAUUUGUGGCCUGAUGGGGAACACAUCUCAAAAGUCCCAGCAUAAAACCCUAACCAGUAUGUCACGUUAGGGUUUUUUUCAUAUGCGUUAACACAUACACAUAUAUUUCCAAAAUAUUAGCCUCACGCCUGUUGGAAAUUAACCUAAUAUUACUUCCUUUCUUUUGAUCACUUGGUUGUGACUUAUGAAUGAGCUCUGCCUUCUUGGCAAUAGAUUUUAGGAUUCCCAGUAUUGGCUCACGUGUAGUGCAGGCUGCAUUAGAGAAUCUCAUUUCUAAAUAGAUAGAAGAAGAAAGCCAAGCUGCACAGUCUUUUUGCUGGAAAGUUACAGAAUAGCAGAUGCCUCCAGCAGGAUGGUUUGAUCUUUCAGUGUCUCUGGUACCACAUUAAUUUAUCCAGCACAAAUUAUUGUUCCUCGAGUGAUUCAGCAGUUGGAAGUACACAAAACCCAAGCUCUCCCACUGAGCUAUGGCAGUAGUAGGCACAACUAAUGUGAAAGCAGUGUGAAUCACUCCUGUUUUCAUUUUGAGAGGACAAGCCAUUUUUAGAUAGCAAGGUAGUAAUGUUUGAAACUAUGCCAGUAGCCCUUAAUAGACUCUUACAUCUCUGAACUGUGAACGAAGCAAAUACGCUUGCAAAUACCUCAUUACUUUUCAAAAUCCAGCCGUAAGGGAGGAGGCAAGAGGCAUUCAACUCACAAGUACAGUAGAGUCUCAUUUAUCCGACAUAAAUGGGCCGGCAGAACGUUGGAUAAGCAAAUAUGUUGGAUAAUAAGGAGAGAUGAAGGAGAAGUCUAUUAAACAUCAAAUUAGGUUAUGAUUUUACAAAUUAAGAACCAAAACAUCAUGUUAUACAACAAAUUUGACAGAAAAAGUAGUUCAAUAUGCAGUAAUGCUACGUAGUAAUGACUGUAUUUAUGAAUUUAGCACCAAAAAUCACGAUAUAUUGAAAACAUUGACUACAGAAAUACGUUGGAUAAUCCAGAAUGUUGGAUAAGCGAAUGUUGGAUAAGUGAGACUCUACAGUAGUUGAUAUCUAGAGUUACUACAGUAGGGUCCUAGUGCUGGAUACCCAUCAUCAUAUGUAAAGGAAAAAUGGCUCUUCCUACAUAUUCAGCCAAAGUUAGUAUAUGCUUGGUGGUCUCUUUAGUUUCUGUUCCAUGUUCUGGACAAAUAUUUCUAUCUGUGACUUCAGAGAUCCCUCCCACGCAGCAGCCAAUGGCACAAGAAGCAUCACAAGGCAACCAUUUGCUAUGAAAACCUUAUUUCAUCCCCUUUGGCAUUCAUUUCAUGCAUCAGGUCACAUGUGGGGCAUUGCAGUUUGAAAUCCUCAUGGGUGAUUGUUCUCAUCGUCUCCGUCUGGUUGCCACAGCACUUGUUUGUGCGUCUGUCUCAAGAGUCCAUUUAUGUGUGUAAGUAAAUAAACAGCAAGGGGUCUGUAUGCAAUAUGAGUAGACAUGCUGUGUUGGUUUUUGCUAGGGGUGUGUGCAAUGUGGAGGCAUGCAUCUGAUAAUCUGGAUGCCAGUUGCAUUGUUUUCUCGUACCCUUACCAAGGUCAGAAGACCCUUGUGCAUUGCAGAGGAGGCUUUUGCCUGAGAAUAUGGUUCAAGAACAGAGACAGCUGCUCAGGACUGCAACUCUGUAGGCAAAUGAGGGCAAAUUAAAGGGAAGCAAGAACUAACGAACCAACAGUACUCCCAUGGAUCAGUUCCCAUCCCUCUGGACUGUCUGUCAUCAUUUGUCACUGUCAUUACCUAUAGAAUGUCUGUAAUCUGUGAAGAAGUGAGAGGCCACUGGACUGACGGAGGUGACAGUGGCUGGGUUUCUCCUUCACCCCACGGCAGGGUCACGCUCCCUUCGGAGGCAUCCCCUCACCCCCCAGCUGUGUCCUUUGCCAGGGUGAAGACUUCUUCAUAUUUUUAUAUAUUUAAAUUAAAUAAAAGAGAAUAAACAGAA
Molecule: messenger RNA, 16160 nt
Organism: Anolis carolinensis (green anole)
Lineage: Eukaryota; Metazoa; Chordata; Lepidosauria; Squamata; Anolidae
Gene: nxph4
Product: neurexophilin 4
Exons: 2
Coding region: 7588-8424 (278 amino acids)
Molecular function (GO): signaling receptor binding
Source: RefSeq, a predicted model, not a curated record